This is a messenger RNA of Arachis ipaensis, 900 nucleotides long. Lineage: Eukaryota; Viridiplantae; Streptophyta; Magnoliopsida; Fabales; Fabaceae. The record is from RefSeq and is a predicted model, not a curated record.
AUGGCAAAAAGAAAUAAAAUUAAAGAUGUUGAUCGGUCUGAACUUCACAUUAUGCACUAUCUCAGUUUGCCAGAUUAUAAAUUAAGAAUGUUGACCUGUGACCAUCCAAUUCUGCCGGAUCGGUACAACGAUUGGGUGGAGGACCAUUUACGAGUCACUGGAUUCUAUCAUGCAUCUCAAAUUGGUGUCGUACAAAAUCAGAAAGCACUCGUGAAUGCUCUAAUAGAACGGUGGCACCCAAAUACACAUACGUUUCACCUUCCAAUUGGUGAGUGUGCCGUAACUCUUGAAGACGUGGCUCUAAUUCUUGGUCUCCCGAUGGAUGGUCUUCCAGUUACUGGGAUGACAAUGAGUAGUUUCUCAGCGUUGGAGGCAGAAUGUUUGCUUCAAUUUGGCGUGGCACCGCGUAAGUCGGAGUGUAGAGGAUGCUGCAUCAAACUGACUUGGCUUCGGGAACUAAAAGAAAAUAUUCAGUUGACUGAUGAAUUAAGUAUACAGAGGUAUGUGAAGUGCCAUAUUAUGUUGCUCAUCGGGACUAUCUUGUUUGGGGAUAAAUCUGGAGCAGGUGUGCACUGGAAGUUUCUUCCCUUGCUUCGUGAUUUUGCUAGUAUUGGACACUAUAGCUGGGGUUCGGCAUGCCUAGCACACCUCUACAGGGGGUUAUGCAGGGCAUCUCGUUAUAACUGUAAGGAAAUAGAUGGUCCAAUAACACUUCUGCUCGGUUGGGCUUGGAUCCGACUUCCAUAUCUAUCCCCGCUCCCCAGAGAACCCCACAGUUUUCCACUAGCCAACAGGUGGCGUAACUGGGAGCGUGGUGACCGAAGAUAUAGAUAUUUGAAUCUAGCUCACUUUAGGAAGGCCUUUGAUGAACUGCAGGAAGGCCACGUGUGUUUUAAUUAA